AUGUCUUACCUCAGUAACGGGCACACGCGUCAUUAUCAAUACUUGCUUUGGUGCCUUUCUUUGAUAGAAACCCAGUUCAAAACCAACCUUUUUGCGUCGUUGAACAGUCAAAAACUGCCCAUUGUCAUUACGGUUUCUAACCGCUCGACGAGAAGCUCAGCACCUCCCGGGGUAAUUAACAACCCAGGCCCAGCUGAUCCUGCAGGUAGUCAGGCGAAUAACGGUGUGGGCAAUCUUUUCGAUUGGCUUUUCCACCCCACAGGUGCCACAGCUCGCAACAGCACUCGCGCAGCUACCGCUCCAGCUCUAGGAGCUCUGAUUCAGUUGCGCAACUCUGCGGCUUCGUCUACUGGUUCUAACGGGAACUUGGUUCUCCGGGCUAGCUCCGUCGUCCAGCGUCUCAUAGACGACGUCCGUUCCAGGCCAUCUCCAGGAGCCUCAUCCGCAGCUAUGGAACGACAGUUGGUCGGCGAUAAUCCCCACAUGGGGCCCGAUAAUUUGAAUCAAGAACGACCGCGAUCUGAGUCCGUUGCUAGCAUAGAUAUUAUCACAAUUGGUGAAGGGAGUCAGGCUCCAAUACGUAUGGCCUCUUUGGGCGCGAUUGGUCAGGAUCGGUCUUGUCUCUCGGCUUCUGUGAUCCGCUGCAUGGAGGCUGGGAUAUACAUGUGCCCAUCCGAGGCUCACAUCAUCACCCAACUCGCCAAAAGCCUCACUUGUAGUUUUCACCAGCUGCAUUUACAAUCUCAAUCCUCCGCCCUAUUCAACUACGAAAUGAAACUAUUUACCAGCGCUGCAACCAUUGUCGUGCUCUUCCUUCUUCAGCUUGCCUUUGCCUAUGCUGCUACUUCCGGAUGUGUGGUGUUAGGAUGCGCGUGUCAGGAUCCCGCUAGCGGAUGUUAA
Molecule: messenger RNA, 900 nt
Organism: Puccinia triticina
Lineage: Eukaryota; Fungi; Basidiomycota; Pucciniomycetes; Pucciniales; Pucciniaceae
Exons: 5
Coding region: 1-900 (299 amino acids)
Source: RefSeq, a predicted model, not a curated record